This is a messenger RNA of Oryza brachyantha (malo sina), 8968 nucleotides long. Its product is annotated as nucleoporin nup211. The transcript is spliced from 9 exons. The record is from RefSeq and is a predicted model, not a curated record. The coding region runs from base 407 to 8296 and encodes 2629 amino acids. NCBI's taxonomy places the organism in Eukaryota, Viridiplantae, Streptophyta, Magnoliopsida, Poales, Poaceae.
ACCAAAAAAAUAAAAAAAAGAAAAAGCGAGCGUCUUCUUCCUCGCUCGAUCGAACGAACCGACACCGCCGCACCACCACCCCGCCACCACCAACCCGCGCCCCAACGCUAACGUGAACCGCGACGAAAUCUCAAAAAAAAAAAAAAAUCGCGUCAAAUUCCUCCUCCUCCUCCACCACCACCUCUUCUCCGAAUCCCCCAAAUCCAAACCCCAGAUUCCCUCGCCAUUUUUUUGUUCUCGGCUCCGGGGGGGAGUUCCUCAGAUCUCUCUCCCCGCCGAGGCGAGCGCCCGAGAUCCUCCCGCUCCGCGGGCUCCCCCGUGCGCGCCAAUUCGGUUCGGGGCCUAGGGUUUGGCGGGGAUUGAUGAGUACUAGACUCGCGUCCUGACCCGGCGGAGAUCUCUCCGGAUGGAUCGCAGGGGCGGCGGCGGCGGUGGCGGGAACAGGAACAACCGCACUGAUCUCCUCGCUGCUGGGCGUCAGAAGCUGCAGCAGUUCAGGAAGAAGAAGGAGAAGAAGGGUCCUGGUAAGAAGGCCGAAGCCAAGGCGGAUGCGGAGGCUGAGGGCGGCUCGUCCAAGUCGGGGGCAGACGCGGAGGAGGCCGUGUCGGAGCCGAAAUCCCCUGUUGGAUUGAAGUUGCUGGCUGGGGAGGCUGGUGGCAGCCAUAGCACGCCAUUUGAGGAAGCAGUGAGGUCGCAGGUGGAGGAAUGCAAUGGGCAGGGGCCUGGUACUGCGGAGUCCUGCACGGUGGUGGAUAACACCAACGUCUUGCCUGUACAGGAGGGUGGUGAUGGUUGUAAUGCACAGGAUGUAGGAGUAAGUGAACAUGGCGGUUUAGAGCACGAAAGUGCUGGACUGGGUGAUGGUGAAGGUCUAACAGUCCGGGCUACCGGUGCAGAUGGUUCUGGUGAUCUUAUAGAAGGAGCUCAGCUAGUGGAGGUGGAUGUUGAUGACAAACUGGCAGAUUUUAGUUUAAAGGAAAACACGGAGCUGUGCAUAUCUUCUCAAGGCGGCAUAGCUGAUGAUAACGGCGACAACCAACUAGGAGAACACCAGCGGGUGGAUCUAAAUCCUGUUGAGAGGCCGACUAAUUCUGAUUCCAAAGAAAUUACAGAGACUGUAGCUCAUUCUCAAGAUAUUGGAGCUGGUAAUACUAGCAAGGGGGAAGGAACUAGAGAAACGGAGAUUGAUGUUCCUGGGAUGCCGUCUGGUGCUGUGGCUAAAGAUGAAGGGGAGUUGAAUGUUAGAGCUGAACACGAGACUUCUGAAAGUACUGCAAGAGAAGAUACUGACAAUGAAGCUGAUGAACUGGGUAAAGAAGCUGUUCAAGAAGAUCCAGAUACGACAAAUGAUACAGAGGAAGUUGUUGCCGUAGAUGAUUUGAGUUUACAGGAUAAGUCACUAGGGGCAGUCACUAUUCCUCUGCACCAGAAGAUUGACCAAGCUUCGCUUGUGAGUGAUAUGUCGCAAGACAUGGUGCCAUAUCAUUUUGAGGAUAUCCAGAGGCAUAUGUACUUGGCAACUCUGUCAAGGGAUUUUCUCCAGCUGCAGCUGGAUGAGGGUGCGGACCUGAAUUCAGAUGCUACACACCGGUCUUCUAAUGAAGUCAGCAAUCUCCAGGUACUACUGGAAGAAACUGAAAAAAGCAAGCAAGCAAUCUGUGAAGAGCUUCAGCAAUGUAGGCAUGAGCUCUCGGAUAUGAAUACUGUGAAGGAAGAACUUGAACUUAUUGUAGCUUCUUUGAAGGAUGGUAUCAAUACUGGCAACAACAAAUGUGAAUAUUUGGAGCUUGAGUUGCAUUCCUCCAAGGAGAACAAACAACAAAUUCUGGAUGAGUUAGCUGGUUGCAGGGCAAUGUUGGAAGCUCUACAGAAGGAGAACCUGGAGCUAACAGCAAAUCUUGCUUUUGAGAAAGAAGCUAGAAAGGAAGUCGAGGAGCAGCGGGAGCACCUUUCUGAUGAAAACAAAAGGAUUUUAUCAAAUCUAUCUGACCUUGAACUUAGUUUAGCUUCUUUAAAAGAGGAAAUGAAUGAAGGCAGUAAUAGAUGUGCAAAUCUGGAGCAUGAACUCCGAUCCUCCAAGGAGAACAUGGAACAUACUUUGGUUGAAUUAGCAAGCUGCAGGGCUUCAUUGGAAGAACUGCAAAAAGAUCAUAUGGAGUUAUCUGCAAAUUCUUCCUUUGAAAAAGAAGCAAACAAGAAACUUGAGGAGGAUAAUUUAUGCCUAUCUAAUGAAAAGCAGAGCCUGCUGUUAGAUCUUUCGGAAACAAAGGAGAAGUUGCAUCUUUCAUAUGCCAAACAUACACAGCUUGAGUCGCACACCAGAGAUAUGGAAACAUAUUUUGGACAACUCACAGAGAAAUUAAUUGAUGAAAGCCUGUACACAGGUACCAGUGUCGAUAUUUACCAAACUGUCAUAAAAGAGUUGAGUACUAAGUGCGAAAUUUUGCUGCACAAAGCCCACAAUGCACAUCAAGAAAAGGCCCGUCUGGACUCAUCAGAGAUCAUUGUUGAAAAUGCUGAAAGAGAAACCACAAGUCCUGAAUUUGUUGGACUCGAUGAUAAUCAGUGUUCACUUCAGCUAGUCACUGAAAAUGACACAUGUAGCUCUACUGCUUUGCAAUCACUGAAAAACCAUCUGAAGAUGGCUAAAGGUGAUUUGCAUGACCUUCAAAAGGUAGUAGAGAGGAUUUCUUCUCGGUCUGAUGGGCGUGUUCUGGUUUCAAAGCUCAUUCAAUCCUUUGAGUCAAAAGGAAACCAGGAAGAUCCUGGGAUGUCUGAGGGAGAGCAUGAUAAUUUGCAAAAAAUAACUCGGGAGAUGAUAUGCCGCCUUGUGGAGAAGUUGAAGGCUAUGACUUCAGACGUUGCAAACAUAGAAGAAUACAUGGCUGAGCUGUGUGACAAACUAGAACUUUCUGUGAAGUCUAUGUCACAGCACGAAGCAGAAAGAGAGCAAACUGCAGUUCUUGUGGCCAAAAUGGAUGGGUUUGCUGGGAAGCUAAGCAACUACAGGGACACAAUUGAUCAACUUCUUAGUCAAGUUGCUAGUGUACACCAGGAUGCAGAUAUUCAUGCUGGAAGGCUCAUUGAUCAAGCAGAACUUUUGCAGAAUGAUGUGACUGAAAGGAUCUCCACUCUUGAGAAGGAAAUGACGUCAUUAACAGAUGUGCUCAUUGAAGUUACCAACAGGCUCAUUGCUUUGAGAGAUAAUGUGCUCCCUAAUGAUUUGGGUGGGAGUGAAGGUCUUGGCUCUCUUGCUUUGAAUUCUGUGGAUUUUACUGCUAAGUUAGUCCAAGGUCUUCGGGAGAAUCUAGAGGAUGCUCAAAGCAACAAUGCUAAGCUUAAUGCUGCUCUGGUGGAGCUAAAACAUGCACAUUCUGAUGUUCAAGAGAGGAGUGAACAUGCACAUGGAAUUGUCAAGAAAAUGUACAGCUCCUUGCAGGAACUUCUAUUCAACUCAUUGGGAAAUCCAGAUGAAUCAGGUGUUGAAUACAAUGCCGACGAACCAACAGAAGCCCUCUUUAGUCAAUAUGGAGACAUUGUUGAGCAUUUGAAGAGUUUAUUGCUUGAGCGCCACUGUUUGCUAUCAAAGAAUACUGACCUAGAGUCAAGAUUGUUGAGCAAAUGUGAAGAAACUGAAGCUCUCAGCAGUUCUUUGACAAAAAGUAUGAAUGAUUUUAGCUUGCUGAAUGAAGACCUUAAAUCAGUUUCUAUAAGUAGAAUUGCAGCGCAGGAUGAACUGCAUGGUAGAUGCCUCGCUAUAGCAGAAAAGUUGGUUCAUCAUUCUGCAAACCAUUCAUCAAAAGUUCUCCCUUUAACAGCUUAUAGUGAGGUGGAAGUGUCCAGCAAGGACCACCAUAUUCUUACCACAGUGCUGCCAUGUAUUGAGGAGGGCGUGGCUUCAUACAUUGAUGAAUUUGAAAAUAUGGCAGAAGAAAUCCGCCUAUCAAAGAUCUGCUUGCAAGAAAUCAAUAUUUUUGACCAAAGUUCAUCUGAAAAGUGGUCUUUGCCCUUGCCUGUGUUGAUCAAAGAAGGAUUUAUACCCAUAUUUUUUGACCUGCAGGGUAGAAUUGACCAGCUCAGCAUGUUAAACAUUCAGCUGGAAACUGAAGUUCCAGUUCUGAGGGAUGGCUUGGUGAAGCUAGAUGGGGCUCUUGAAAGCUCACGUGCUGAGCUUCAGAAAAAGGUUUUUGAACUUGAACAAUCUGAACAGAAACUUUCUUCUGUCAAGGAAAAGCUUAGCAUUGCUGUUGCAAAAGGCAAGGGUUUGAUAGUUCAGCGCGACAGCCUUAAGCAGACUCUGUUGGAGAAGUCUGGGGAGCUUGAGAAGCUUUCUCAUGAACUGCAGUCAAAGGAUGCAUUGCUGAUAGAGUUGGAAGCCAAGAUAAAAUCCUAUGCAGAUGCUGAUCGAAUUGAAGCUUUGGAGUCAGAGCUAUCUUACAUACGGAAUUCAGCUACUGCUCUAAGGGACUCAUUUCUCCAAAAGGAUUCUGUUCUUCAGAGAAUUGAAGAAGUUUUAGAAGACCUAGAUUUGCCAGAGCAUUUUCAUUUCAGAGAUAUAGUAGAAAAAAUAGAACUUCUGUCAAAGAUGGCUGUUGGAGCUUCUUUCACUGUACCUGAUGGUAAUAAGCAAUCCUCUGUGGAUGGGAAUUCUCAGUCUGGUGUGGCCGUUGAUAGUAUAAAUGAUGAGCAAAACUCAAAUUCAAAUUCAGGGUCAGAAGAAAUAAAGAUCAAAUAUGAUGACCUGCAUAGGAGAUUCUAUGAACUGGCUGAGCACAAUAACAUGUUGGAACAAUCUCUAGUUGAGAGGAACAAUCUUAUACAGAAAUGGGAAGAGGUCCUUGGUCAGAUUGACAUCCCCCAACAGUCCAGGAUGCUUGAACCAGAAGAUAGAAUAUCUUGGUUGGGAAACAGGCUACUGGAGGUUGAGCAUGAAAGAGAUGCGUUACAGUUGAAGAUUGAGCACCUUGAGGAUUCCUCUGAGAUGUUAAUUUCUGACCUGGAAGAAUCACACAAAAGGAUUUCUGAACUAACUGCAGAGAUUGCUGCUAUAAGGGCUGAGAAGGAAUUCUUCUCACAAAGCCUGGAGAAACUGAGAUUUGACUUCCUUGGACUCUCGGAGAAAGCUGUUCAGGAUGAAUUUGUCAGAAAUAAUUUGCGGAAAGAUCUAGCUGAACUGCAGGAGAAGUUAGCUGAGAAGACUGAAGAGAGCAAGCAUUAUCAUGAUAUGGAAGUGGAACUCGAUAAACUUCUGGAUUUGGUACGAAAUGCAUUGCGGGAUGACAGUAAUGCAGAAAUCCCAUCGGGUGCUGGUGCUGGUGCUGCCGUGUUGUGCUUGGGUGUGCUGUUGAGUAAACUUAUAGAUGAGUACAGAACUCAUUUGUCAGAAUCAACUCACUCAGAAACCAAAUUGUCUAAAGAUGCUUCCACAUCAGAGAUAGGUAUUGAGGACAAAGAGAUGGCACUGAAUACUCUGAAUGAUGAGUUAGAACAUGCUCGCAAUAGCCUGGCCUUGGUGGAGCAACAGCGUGAUGAAGCUGUGGAGAAGACACAAUCACUCACUAUAGAACUGGAGACUCUACGUGUUCAAAUAAACCAGUUGCAGGGAGAUAAUGCUGAACAGGUGAAUAGGUAUCAAUCUCUUAUGCUUGAACUGGAAUCAUUGACUAAGCAGCGUGAUGAUCUGCAAGAGAAACUGAGUCAGGAGGAGCAAAAAUGCACAUCACUGAGAGAGAAACUAAAUGUUGCUGUAAGGAAAGGGAAGGGCCUGGUGCAACAUAGAGAUAGCCUGAAGCAAACUAUGGAAGAAAUGAACACUAUGAUAGAAAAACUAAAAGUUGAAAGGAAACAACACAUUGAAUCACUUGAGUCUGAGAGAUCGUCAUUGGUGGGUCGAUUGGCUGACAAUGAGAAGACUUUGCAUGAUGCAACCCAAUAUCUGAGUAGAUUAUUAAAUUCUUUGAGUACGGUGGAUAUUGGUAAAGAAUUUGAUACUGACCCAAUCACCAAGGUUGAAAAAAUUUCGAAUUUUUGCCUUGACCUACAAAAUGAAGUAAAGAAAUCGAAACAAGCAACAGAGCUUCUUCUAGCUGAGCUAAAUGAAGUUCAUGAAAGGGCUGACAACCUGCAGGAUGAACUGGUCAAAGCAGAAGCUGCACUGUCAGAAUCACUUAAGCAGAACAACGUUGUAGAGUCUGAAAGAGCUGAUGCUGUUCGCCAUCUUGAACAUAUUAUGGAUAUGCAGUCACAUACAAGAAGGGAACAGUUAGAUCGUUUGAUGGAGUUGAACUCCACCAGCAGUCAACUAAAAGAGAUCUUCUCUGAACUUUUACAUCAUCUUGAUAACACGUUCAGUAAGGAUGUGGACAUAAUCAGCUAUAUGGGGAACUUUGUGAAAUCUUCUGAUAAAUGGAUGGACAGCAUGAGUAUGGUGGAGAUACCUAUCACAUCUAACCAUCUUUUGUCUAAUAGCAUAAGCAGCAAGAAGGCGCACAGUCCAAAUGUUCCACUGGAAGUUACAUUGGACAAUGCUGAUGAAACCCAGAUUUUGCAUCAUCUUGCUACUUCAUGCCAUGCUGUGGCUGAUUGUGUAAAGGACUGCAAUGAUCUCAAAAGAAGGAUUCAUGAGCAUGGUUUUUCAGUUGACCUGAAAGCUGCAGAACUGUUUGGUGUUAUGUCCAACUUGCAGAACAAUUUUACUUCUCAAAAUAAUGAGUUGGAAGCUUUGAGAAAGAAUAUGGUUGAACUACAGUCAGAGGUCAAACAAAGAGAUGAGGAAAAUUUAUCAAUCCGCAGAAAUAUGAGUUUGCUUUAUGAAGCGUGCACUAGUUCAGUUGCUGAGAUUGAAGGAAUGACUGGUAUCGAGUCUUGUGACCAGAGUUGUUCUAUUGUGCAGAAUCAUUUAUCUGCAGACGACCACAUAAAAUCUGUAGUUAACCAGUUAGUUGCAGCCAUAAAGACUACUCGGAACAGCAACGACGGCAACACAAAGGAACUAAAAGCCACCGUGCUUGAAUUGCAGCAGGAGCUUCAAGAAAAACAUAUCCAAAUUAGUACAAUCAGUGCAGAGCUUGCAUCUCAGGUAAGGGAAGCUGAAUUUGCUGCGAAGCAGCUAUCUGUUGAGCUUGAAAAUGCUAGAGUGGAAGCCCACAACCUAGAGAAACAGUCUGAGAUGCUGCUUAGUCAGAAGGUGGACUUAGAGACUCAAGUAAGUGAACUUAAAGAUAUGGAGGCAGUGGCACAUGAUCAGCAUGAAAGAAUAAAGGAAUUGAGUGAUGAACUUAGCAGAAAAGACCAAGAGAUUGAAGGUUUGAUGCAAGCACUUGAUGAAGAAGAAAGGGAGCUUGAAAUCUUGGAGAACAAAAGCAAUGACUUCGAGAAAAUGCUUCAAGAAAAAGAAUUUGCUUUGAAGAGUCUUGAAGUCUCCAGGACCAAAGCCUUGACAAAACUUGCAACAACUGUUGACAAGUUUGAUGAGUUGCAUAGCUUGUCUGAAAGCCUUCUUGCAGAAGUGGAAAACCUACAGUCACAACUGCAAGAGAGAGAUUCAGAAAUCUCUUUUCUGCGGCAGGAAAUUACAAGAAGCACUAAUGAACUGCUAACCACUGAAGAGAGCAACAAGAAAUACUCAUCUCAGAUAAACAAUUUCAUUAAAUGGUUGGAAACUGCACUAUUGCAGUUUGGUGUGCGCCCUGAGAGCAUAAAUGAUUAUGAAUGCACUCGAGUUCCUGUAUAUAUGGAUAUGUUGGACAAGAAAAUAGGAUCUCUAAUAUCUGAAUCAGAUGAAUUAAGGGUGACUCUGCAAAGUAAAGACUCUUUAUUACAGGUUGAGAGAACCAAAAUGGAAGAAUUGCUGCGUAAAUCAGAGGCUCUAGAAUAUUCUUUGAGCCAAAAAGAUUCUCAGAUAGGUUUGCUUCGUCGAGACAGGACAUCAGGUCAACCUAGCAGAUUUAUAAACCUGCCAGGCACUUCAGAGAUUGAACAAGUGAAUGAUAAAGUAAGCCCACCUGCGGUUGUCACUCAGAUUCGAGGAGCACGGAAAGUCAAUACCGAUCAAGUUGCUAUUGAUGUAGAGGUGGAGAAGGAUAAGCCGUUAGAUGAUGAAGACGAUGAUAAAGCACAUGGUUUCAAGUCACUGACGAUGUCACGCAUUGUUCCAAAGUUCACUCGGCCUAUAUCGGACAGGAUUGAUGGAAUGUGGGUCUCGGGAGAUAGAUUGCUCAUGAGACAACCAACAUUGAGACUUGGUGUUUUGCUAUAUUGGAUUGUGCUACAUGCAUUGCUUGCUAGUUUUAUUUGAAGAUUAUGUGUAAAGCCGUAGUUAUCUCCUUGGGUGAGCUACUGUACAGUAGUAUGUCUAUACUCCAUAGCAAGCUACAGCAGUCUGCGCUAAUGUUGUUGAUUCUUUUGAAUACGUUACCGGAUACCUGAAUCAAACUGGCAGCUGCGAAUCAACUUCAGGUUGUCUUUCUCAUCCUCUUUGAGAUGCAUUUAUCCUGCCUUGUCUGGAAUAGAAACUGAAGAAAGCAGCAGCGGCAAAGACCCACCUCUGUACAUACUCUCAUUUUUGCUUGCUCUAUUCUUUGCUUUUAGAAAGAUGUAGGGCAUAAUUUUGCAUGUAGCAAUUAAACAUUAUACGUAACAGCUUUACAGAAGAAUGACAAAUGUAGUUCUCAAAGUUUUAGGAUAUUGGGAUGGUCGCAGCUUUCUCCCAAUUGAAGUUGGCUCCCUGUAUUCUCUACCCACAAUAUUUUUGUUUACAUGUGCAACACAGCAAUUGUUUCAUUAUUACCACAGUGGCCCUGCUAUGGGGAGCUUUAACAUUUUUGUUCCCCAAUCCGAAACUGCUCUUGAGAACAUUACUAUCAGCCUCAAUGUGACGUGGGGAGCUUUGGCAUUUUUCAUCUUCUUUAUCUUUCAAUGAAACUGCAAGAAUUGUAUGGAUCUCGACCUGAAGGCUAAAGUAAUUGUU